Molecule: messenger RNA, 879 nt
Organism: Molossus molossus (Pallas's mastiff bat)
Lineage: Eukaryota; Metazoa; Chordata; Mammalia; Chiroptera; Molossidae
Gene: HSD11B1
Product: hydroxysteroid 11-beta dehydrogenase 1
Exons: 6
Coding region: 1-879 (292 amino acids)
Biological process (GO): steroid catabolic process
Cellular component (GO): endoplasmic reticulum membrane; intracellular membrane-bounded organelle
Molecular function (GO): steroid binding; 11-beta-hydroxysteroid dehydrogenase (NADP+) activity
Source: RefSeq, a predicted model, not a curated record
AUGGCUUUUAUGAAGAACUAUCUCUUCCUUAUUCUCGGGAUCUUCCUGGCCUACUAUUUCUAUUCUGACAAUGAAGAAUUCAGACCAGGGAUGCUCAAAGGAAAGAAAGUGAUUGUCACAGGGGCCAGCAAGGGGAUUGGAAAAGAGAUGGCCUAUCAUCUGGCGAAGAUGGGAGCUCAUGUGAUGGUGACAGCAAGAUCAGAAGAAGCUCUAAGGAAGAUAGUAUCUGACUGCCUAGAGUAUGGAGCAGCCUCAGCACACUACAUUGCUGGCACCAUGGAGAACAUGACUUUUGCAGAGCAAUUUGUUGCCAAAGCUGAAAAGAUCAUGGGAGGAAUAGACAUGCUCAUUCUCAACCACAUCAUCAGUACUCCUAUGCAACCAUUUGCUGGCGAUAUCCACUUUGUGCGCAAAAGUAUGGAGAUCAACUACAUCAGUUAUGUGGUCCUGAGUACGGCUGCCCUUCCCAUGCUGAAGCAGAGCAAUGGAAGCAUUGUCGUUGUCUCCUCAAUGGCUGGGAAAAUGGCUAGUCCACUUAUUGCUUCCUAUUCUGCCAGCAAGUUUGCUCUCGAUGGGUUUUUCUCCUCCAUCAGAAAGGAAUACUUGGUGGCCAAAGUCAAUGUGUCGAUCACUCUAUGUAUCCUCGGCCUCAUAAACACAGACUCAGCCAUGAAGGCAUCUUCUGGGGUAUUCAACGCAGAGGCAGCUCCGAAGGAAGACUGUGCCCUGGAGAUCAUCAAAGGGGGCGCUCUGCGCCGAGAGGAAGUGUAUUACAGCAAAUUAGCAUGGAGCAGCCUCCUGCUGAGAAAUCCGGGAAGGACCAUUCUGGAAUACCUCAGCCUAAGAUAUUAUAAUAAGGACAAGUUUAUAAACAACUAG